AUGAACGCAACCAUCAAAAGUAUUUCUUCUAUCAACAUCAAGUUCUUCCACAUUCAUAUCUUUGAAUUAAGAAAUAUUACCUUUGAUUCUAUCAAGAUCAAUACUCCUGGAGAUAGCCCCAACAUUGAUGGCAUUCACAUCGCCGACUCGACCAAUAUCCAGGUUGCCAAUUCAAUCAUCGGCACCAGUGAUGACUGCAUCUCCAUCGGCUCGGGCUGCACUAAUUUGACCAUCUUUAAUGUGUUAUGCGGCCCAGGCCAUGGCAUCAGCGUCGGUAGUCUCGGCAAAAAUGUUGGUGAGAAAGAUGUAAUCGGGCUGAACGUGAGUAAUUGCAAUCUUACCGGUACAGCAAAUGGAUUGAGAUUCAAGACAUUGCAAUCUUCUCCAUCUAGGUUGAAGGCCACUGAUUUCGUCUUUGAACACAUCAUCAUGAAUAAUGUCUAUAACCCCAUCAUCAUAAAUCAGAAUUAUUGCCCAUUUGCUAACUGUCCCAAAAAGGAUCCUUCUCUAGUUAAGAUCAAGAAUAUCAAGUACAGAAAUAUCGUGGGGACCUUUCUCUCGCCAGUAGCUUAUAAUCUAGUGUGUAGUAAGGUUGCUCCAUGUGAGGGUGCGGAGCCCAGUGACAUCAGCUUGAAGUGCAACGGCAACGAAAAGCAACCCAAAAAUGCUUCUAUUUGUGUUCAUGUCUAUGGUAGCUCCAAUGGCAAUGUGAAACCUGACCCGUGCAUCUGA
Molecule: messenger RNA, 732 nt
Organism: Musa acuminata subsp. malaccensis (wild Malaysian banana)
Lineage: Eukaryota; Viridiplantae; Streptophyta; Magnoliopsida; Zingiberales; Musaceae
Product: exopolygalacturonase-like
Biological process (GO): carbohydrate metabolic process
Molecular function (GO): polygalacturonase activity
Source: RefSeq, a predicted model, not a curated record